AUGGCUCACAAGCUGGUGCAGACACAUCUGUCAGGUAUUGGUGCCAGUGAGGUGUGGGCAGCAAUUCCACCAUGGAAACAAGGUAGCCUUGCAGGGUUUGUGACUCUAACAGAACAUGAGGUCUCACACAAACCAAGAUCACUGAGUCACACAGAGGCAGCAUCCAUCCCCUAUGUGGCUGCGACGGCCUUGUCUGCCCUUGUCAAUGCCGCUAGCCUCUGCAGAGACAACUGCAAUAACAAACGAGUCCUGAUCAUUGGAAGGUCAGGAGGUGUUGGGACAUUUUCUAUCCAGUUAUUGAAAGCCUGGGGUGCCCAUGUGACCGUUACCUGUUCCCACAAUGCUGAGGGGCUGGUGCGAGGUCUGGGCGCGGACGAGGUGGUGGACUACACAGCCGGAGAUGUAGAAGGACGGCUGACUCAGAUGAACAAGUUCGACGUGGUCCUGGACAAUGUGGGAGGAGACACGGAGCAGUGGGCCGUGGGUCUGCUCAAGACCUGGAGCGGUGCCAAGUUCGUCACCCUGGUCUCCCCCUUCCUGGUGAACACAGACUCCAUGGGCUUACUGGACGGAGCCAUGCGCUCAGGGCUCACCUUGCACGACAAGGCCACACAGAACAUCUUGUGUAAUGGGGUAUUCUACCGCUGGGCUUUCUAUGCUCCUGAUGGUCCUGCUCUCGACCAAGUCACUGAGCUGGUGGACGCCGGAAAGAUCUUGCCGAUGGUGGAGGCUCGCUUCUCGUUCUCCCACAUGCCCCAGGCCUUCUUGAAGGUGGAGCAAGGUCACGCCAGGGGCAAGACGGUGGUGAUGCUGGUGGAGGAGGAGGAGGAGGUGGAGCACGCCCAUGGCGACACCCCAGAAAUGCCAAAGGAAGUCAGGCAGCACAGAAAAGUCAAGUCAUUGUGAUGUCAUCACAAAGCGCCAGUAUAUCACAAAUGGA
Osmerus eperlanus (European smelt) is the source of this 940-nucleotide messenger RNA. Its product is annotated as reticulon-4-interacting protein 1 homolog, mitochondrial-like. The record is from RefSeq and is a predicted model, not a curated record. The transcript has 8 exons. The coding region runs from base 1 to 906 and encodes 301 amino acids. Gene Ontology annotation, molecular function: oxidoreductase activity. Gene Ontology annotation, cellular component: mitochondrion. NCBI's taxonomy places the organism in Eukaryota, Metazoa, Chordata, Actinopteri, Osmeriformes, Osmeridae.